This is a messenger RNA of Alligator sinensis (Chinese alligator), 4946 nucleotides long. Its product is annotated as inverted formin-2-like. Gene Ontology annotation, molecular function: actin binding. Lineage: Eukaryota; Metazoa; Chordata; Crocodylia; Alligatoridae. The transcript has 15 exons. The coding region runs from base 10 to 2322 and encodes 770 amino acids. The record is from RefSeq and is a predicted model, not a curated record.
CUGCCAAGCAUGGCAGGCGUGCCCCCACCCCCUCCCCUACUGCCAGGCAUGGCACUGGGAGGCAAUGGGGAAGAAAUAGUCGUCGCCCACGUCAACUAUUCUCUCGACUGUGCCAGGCCCUUCCACAAGAAGGUGAAGACUCCAACCUUAAGGAUGAAGAAACUCAACUGGCAGAAGCUGCCGACCAACGUGGUGAGAGAAAGUCACUCUAUGUGGGCGUCAGUGACUAGCAGCAGCGAAGAAACCAUAGAGCCCGAUUAUACGAGCAUAGAACAACUCUUCUGUUUUCCCCAAACAAGCCCCAAGGAGAAAGCCACUGCCCCUGUCAAAGCAGAACCAAAGGAGAUCACGUUCUUAGACUCCAAGAAAAGUCUCAACUUGAAUAUCUUUUUGAAGCAAUUUAAAUGCUCAAAUGAAGAAGUAGCUGAUAUGAUUCGGAAAGGGGACAGGACCAAGUUUGACGUUGAAGUUUUGAAACAACUACUGAAGCUGCUACCCGAAAAGCAUGAGAUAGAAAACCUGAAAGCCUUCAAGGAAGAAAAAUCAAAGUUAGCUAAUGCUGAUCAGUUUUAUCUCCUCCUCCUUGGGAUUCCCAGCUAUCAACUGCGGAUUGAAUGUAUGCUAUUAUGCGAGGAGACUACGGUCAUGCUAGACAUGCUACAACCUAAAGCAGACACGAUCGAGAAAGCCUGUGAAGAUCUUCUUAUUAGCCAUCGCCUGCCUCUGUUUUGCCAGCUGAUCCUCAAAGUUGGAAACUUUCUGAACUAUGGAAGUCACACCGGAGAUGCUGAUGGCUUUAAAAUUAGCACUUUACUCAAACUAACUGAAACCAAAGCAAACCAAACCCGCGUUACUUUGCUGCACCACAUUCUGAAGGAAGUAGAAAAUAAUCACACGGACUUACUGGAGCUUCCCAAGGACCUUGAAUGUGUUGCAAAGGCAGCAGGAAUUAACCUGGAAAUUAUACGUACAGAAUCCAGUUCCCAUUUAAAUAAGUUGGAAGAACUUAAGAAAAAGUUACAGGCUUCGAGCGACGAUGUGAAAGCACAGUACGAGGCACCCAUCGAGGACAGCAUAAAUGCAUCACAGAAGCUGAAGGAGACAUUUAAUACCAUUGACAGGAAAAAGGAGGAACUUGCCAACUAUCUCUGUGAAGAUCCAAACAAACUGUCACUGGAAGAUAUAUUUAGCACCAUGAAAACCUUCAGGGAUCUUUUCAUCAAAGCACUUAAGGAAAACAAGGACAGGAAGGAACAAGCUGCAAAGGCAGAAAAGAGGAAGAAACAGCUGGAGGAGGAAGAAGCUAAGAGACAGACAGGAGAAAAUGGAAAGAUAAUUAAGAAGGGGGCAGUGAAGCAGGAGGAGGUGUGCAUUAUCGAUGCCCUGCUGGCUGACAUACGGAAAGGCUUCAAGCUACGGAAAACAAAGAACAGGGGAGAGUCAGACACUCCACCUAAAACAACACCGGCAGGCACCCCGGAGGGAGGGCAACCAGGGAAAAGUGCUAAUGAUGUAAAAGCAGUGGGAAAGGAAAGCAUUUGCGAGACCAAACAAAGUGAGGACAAUCACUCAGAAUACACUCCUGCCCCAGAUGCUGCUGCUGUCACCAUUACAGGCCCUGGUAAAGAUGAAGCACAGUCAUCUACGUCAAACCAGCCACCUCCUGAAGACAGUGCUGGAGGAAAUUUGCCACAACAGCCCUGCACUCAAGGAAGCUCCUUUAGUUCAGCAGAUGCUGAUAGAGUCUCCCAGCCAAAGGAUGGAGUCAGCAUCAAGGGGAAGAACGACUCAUACAGCUUUCCAGAGAACACAGAACACAAAACCAACGUGUUUUCUCCAUGUAUCAUAGGAGCAUCUAUACAGUUUGCAAGCAGCUAUUCAAGCCAAUGUACCAGCUUAAAAGAUGAAUCAGGUGGACCGAGCUUAGGGGAUAAGGAUAGCAAAUUUGAACUAGCUGUCUUAGGAAGUGGUAAAAUAGCUGAACAGACAUUACUGCCCAGUGACACCUGUCAAAGUGAGACUAAAAUCAGAGUUGAACUAGCACCUGAAAAUGCUGAAACAAUUCUGACUACCAAGUCAAGUUCCAAACAGGUAGACAGCAGGGAAACAGCAAAAAAAAAUCAAGAUCCUGAUGAAGAGUCAUUGCUGGACACCUCUCAGGAGAAAUCCUUCUCAGAAGAACCAACAACAGAUUCUUCUUGUUCAGUUCCUCCGGGACAGGGGCGUGCUGACAAGGAAGGGCAGAAAGGGUCUGGGAAACGGAGGAAGAAGAAGAGGCACAGCAAAAGCCAGCCAGGUAUCACAGCAAGGCAGAAAAAAUAAAUAAAUGAAGACAAAGCAACCUGCUCACAAACCCAUGCAAUGCUGCCAUUCCCUGGGAAGCGAGUGCCGUGGGGCUGAAAUUCCUCUAUUAAUAAUGGUUGCAAUGAUGGAAUGCAAAGCUUCUUCUAAAGCAGUCUCCCUAAUCGCUCCUUGCAGAUUCUGUGUCUAGCAAACAGACUCCAGAUGAAAGAGAUGCAACUGUUUUCAGUAUGUGCCUUAGGGGAGAGGCCUGCAAGGGUCUGGUACUGCAAGUGCUCCACGCCCAGAACUUCUGAACCAGGUGGGAGUUCUCUGUGUGGAGGGCCAAUAGAUUCAAGCCCCUGUUAACUUUGCUUUGAGCCAAAUCCUCCAAUCUGUUUGCAGGCCAAAUUCCUGUUGAGAAUUGUGGGAGUGCAGACAAAGAAAUGACUGCAGCAGUGAGCACUUAGUGUCUCCAAAACUGAAUUGUGUAAAGCAAGCACUUAUUGCACUCUCACCAGUAUCCAAUUGGAUAUCUCUUACUGCCCCGCUCCAGGGACCUCCCAACAAUGGUAACUGAUGUUGGACCUAGUCAGGUGAACUCGGUACCAUUGUGGUCAUUUGAGGUAGAGGGAUAUCUGUCAAAGGAAAGGAUUACUGUAGUGAACUCCGAAGGCGCAGUCCUGCAACAGCUCACAUAUGGUUAACUUUAAGCAUGUGGACGGUGCCAUGAAAUUCCACUGACGUUCUCACAUGCAUAGACAUGGGCAUAAGCUCUUAGUGGAUGAGAGCGUAAAGUUUCUAGAUUGUGAAAAUAUCAGGAGAAAGAGCUGAAUAGAUUGCCCUAAAAGUCAUGUCAUUUGGCAUAUCCCUGGUUCUGCAUUAGCAAAGACCUAUGGAACAUUUAGAGUCUGCUUCAUGGUGAAAGGCAGUUAUACAAGUUCUGCUUUAACAUUACAAGCCUGCAGUAUUGUGUUUUUAAAAAACGAGCUUUCUUUCUUGAUUAUAUUGUAUAUUAACCUUGUACCAUAGUUUUGUACAUAGCUAUCCAUUUGAAAUUCUACAGAUUUGUUCAAUCUAUAUUACAGUAUUUCAUUGAAAUAGGAACUGGGUGGGGAAAAUAUUGUUACUUUUAAGAGUCAUGUCAAUAUACAGUAACUCUGAGCAUAUAUAAUAAUGUGCUGACUAAGCUCUUUUGCUCUGCUUAUGAAGACUUGAUCAAGUGUCAUUCAUUUACCAGAAACUGGGCUGAACUAAGUUAGGAAUUUAAAAUGUUUCUCUUUCAAUCAGGGCUUUGCUUCAACUGUAGAGAAGAUUGGUUAACUAGUACAGGGAUCCUUAGUUUAGAAUGGACCAACCAAGCUGAAGAAAUCUUUUCUGGAAAUUCAGUAUGACUGAAUUUGAAACCAAGCCCAACACUAAACUUAAGCAUAUAGAUUUCCAUUAGCUCUGAUGGAGCUGUGACAUCAACAUCUCAGUAUAGUAAUCAGAACAUGCACACGCAAGUUCAGGGAUUAGUCACAAUUAUGCUUGUCAUAGUUAAAGGGUCAGCUUCACUUUUUGUCCCUUUUCAGGUCUGUCCAAGCCCAUCACCUCUGGUGUUUCUUCAUGCCUUUAUAUCCAAGGGUGGACUUCUGCAGUUCUCCCACUCCUAGACCAGGCAUCACUCUGCAGCACUGCGUACCAGUAGUAUUUUCCUAGCUUAUCUGAGCAGGCUCUGGCACCUGUAGUUCUGCUCUUCUCCAUAUAACAAUUUAUUCUCAUCUGAUGGUAAUAUAGGCAGCCCUAAGAUUUUCAGACACCCCCAUUUUAAUCCAGCUCCCUCAAUCUACCCCCUCUGGUAUAUUAGGAGACAGACCCUUUUUAGAGUAUCAUGCUCCCUUUGUUCUUCUCUUCAUAUGGGCUUUGUCACUACUGAAAAAAAGUGGUUUUUCAGGUCGGUUGGUAAGGAACUAGAAAUCCUUAAAAGCCAACAAAAUUCAAGCAUUUAUUUGAUAAGUGGCCUGUCUUGAGCCAUCCUUCCAGUCCUUAUUUUUCCUUCCAGGCAUCUGUUAAACUAAAACAGUGCCCUCAUACAAUAAAAGAUCCCUGCAACUAGGUCAAAACACGAUGGUUAUCAGAGCCAUCACAAUAGGCUUUUGGUAAGAGCGGAGAUUUGCAAAACAGGGUGAAAAGAAUUCAGUUCGAGUGGGAUGGGAAAUUUUGACCCAGGUUCUACACACACCCUUCACUGCUGUCACCAAGCUAAUUAUUCCCGAUUAUUCCUUAUUAGUCAUUGCACAGCCAAAAUUCAGUACUAGUGAAAGCAGAGACACUUAUUUCGAUAGCUUUCCACUCACAUAAUGCGGCCAUGAGUUUCCUGCACAGACAGGAACUCCUCCAACAACUGCAGCAAAAUUCCAGCAAACAAGCUAGUCUGUGAAAGCCAGAGGUUUGUAGGAACCAAGUUAACACUCAGGGCAGCUAUACACGUGCAUCAAGGCUGCUCCGAUGCGCUAUAAUUACAGCACGUCAGAGCAGAUUCGAUUAAUCGAGUAUGCUAGAACAUGGUAAUUACCGUACUCCAGCAGACUCCAGCACCACGUGCAUCAGUAUCCCCGCCUGAAAAAUGGCAGUGGGGGCAUUUUAACUAAAGCUCAUUUGACAAGCUUUAAUGAAAGCACCCC